AUGUCGGCAGAUUUCGAGGUACAUUUGAAACCAACGAAUGAGACCUUUGUGGAUGAACCUACAUCUUUACAGGAUGUGGGAAUAGAAGAAUUAGUUUUUGAUCUAGAAAAUAAUAUUAAAAACAUCAACAAGUUGCAUGUGUACCAUGCAAUGUGCAUCUUCAAGACCAAUUUGGAAGAUAUCAUAAAACUUCAAAGCAAUGAAGAGUUAUUCAGAAAGUAUAGAAGGGAGACUUUCGAGAAGUAUGAUAUAGACACUAGUAUAGAAGAAGUAGAACGUAGAGAUAGUGAUUGUAGUAAUGAUGAAAGCAGUGAACUCGGCAGUGGUAGUAACUGCAGCAGUGAAGAAAUUUCUCUGAACAAAGAUGACUACAAUUUUGGUGGCAUUGGAGGAAUUUCGUCCAAAAUAACUAGCAUGUCUACGCCUCCUCAGCGUUCUGACACACUGCCGGACUCUCUGCCGCUCAAAUUUGCUAGAUUGAAUGACAAUUUUGCUGAGAUACCGUUGUUAAAGGAAACUACUCCGGAUUCCCUUGAAGAUCUGGAAAUUUACCCCAACGAACCUGUUCCUGAGGGCCCAUAUGUUGCUAUUGAAGAGUUAAUUAAAAAUUCCAAUAUUGAAGAUUCUUUAGAGCAAAAAAUAUCGUUCAAAGAAGAGCUAGAAAACGAAUUGCGUUACAACAAUUCUAAGAAGAUAAAGCUGCAAAACUUGCACAUAUUGAAAAGUUUUGGAUUGGCUAAGAAGCCAAGUUUGUCAAUAGAAGAGUUUUUAAUUAGAUUGCAAACGUAUUCACCUUCUAUAUCGGUGCUGGUAUACAUUCACUCAGCUGUGAUGAUAUAUAAGCUUUGCAUUUUACUUAACGUAGUACAAUUGACAGAGUUGAAUGUCUAUAGGUUUAUCUUAGGUCUGAUCAGAUGCCUGACAAAGAAAUUAGAAGAUUUGUACCAGAAGCAAAAGGCUUUUUCAACUGUUGGAGGUGUUUCUCAGAGAGAUCUUUUCAAAAUUGAAGUUGGGUUUUUAUAUCUAACUAAUUUCAAGAUUGUAGUUGAUGAGAAAAGACUCCAGGCAUUUUUAGAGGGUAGUUUCUUAGAGUUAAGACGGUUUAUGAAAGAAAAUUCAUAG
Dujonia railenensis is the source of this 1122-nucleotide messenger RNA. The record is from the annotation of a GenBank genome assembly. Lineage: Eukaryota; Fungi; Ascomycota; Pichiomycetes; Serinales; Debaryomycetaceae.